Molecule: messenger RNA, 1218 nt
Organism: Triticum turgidum subsp. durum (durum wheat)
Lineage: Eukaryota; Viridiplantae; Streptophyta; Magnoliopsida; Poales; Poaceae
Source: the annotation of a GenBank genome assembly
AUGGAACUCAGGCAGUGGCGCGCCAUUCCUAUCGCCGUCGUCACACCGCUGACCCCGUCACCGCCAGCAACAGCAGAAGGGGCCGUGUGUACACCGCAUGCCACGUCGUUUCCAACGUGGCGGAGCACAGCCACACGGCCGGGGCGCUCGGACUCCGCCCGCUCUUCGGCGUACCCGCCGGCUCAACCUGCGCGGUCGGCGGCUCCGGCACGACGGAACCCCCGCGGAGUCGUCAUCCGUGCGCUCGACCACGCAAGAGGGCUUCAGCCAUGUGGACCACGCGGGAGCAGGAUCCGCGCUCGGACCCGUCCUCUCCGGGCUCCCGUUCGUGGAGCGCGCCGACGUAGCGGCCAGCCACAGCGGACACCCUCGUUUCUCCCAGGAGUGCCACAACGUCGCCGACGUGGCAGGGCACGACCUGGACGCUCGGGUUCGGGCUAUCCCCGCUCCUCGGUGGCUCCACCUCCGUCGCCACGGGAGUGCGACUCGACCUGGGUGAUGAAGGUGGCGAGGGCCACGGCGAGGAGGACGUCAAUGCCGUGGGCCUCGCGGGAGCAAGAUCCGCGCUCGGCCCUGUCCCCGUCGAGUUCCCGUCGUCCGUGGCACACACAAGCUCUACUCGCGGCCAACCAUAACGGACGCCGCUGUCUCUCCACGGAGUGCCAUGCCGUUGCCGACACGGUGGGGCACGGCUGCAGGGCCGGGGCGCUCGGGCUCCGCCCCCUCCUCGGCACACCCGCCCGCUUCCUCGUGGGCUCCAUCUCGGGCGCGACUGGUCUCCAAGGCAGAGUCGUGGUCGGCGCGCUCGACAUGUGGAGAUGGCGAGGGCAAGGAGGACGUCACGGACGAGCUCAGGUUUCAGGAUGCUCAUCGCCAUAUACAGGCCGUUCUCCACUUGAUUUAUGCCAGGAGUCGAAUCAAAACUGCGGUUCACUGUUCACAUUGGGUCUUCUAUCUGCUGGUAAAAGAACUCAAAGCAUGCUCGACGCAAUCAGACACAUCGAUCCGACGGCGCCGGUGUACCAUUGGAAAAUCAAUAGGUGUGAUGCUGUCUUGCGGGAAGUCAUGGGAGAAAAUCUUCACAAGGAAGUGAUCGUCGCGUCGCCAAAGGAGGACGAAGGCGAUUUUGGCUGCAUCGUCAUCUGUGGGAAUGAAGUUCUUCACGGAGUUGCCAACUUCAUGGUAGCCAACCAACCUUCUCUCACUUCUCUUUGUUAG